Molecule: messenger RNA, 972 nt
Organism: Sebastes umbrosus (honeycomb rockfish)
Lineage: Eukaryota; Metazoa; Chordata; Actinopteri; Perciformes; Sebastidae
Product: prolyl-tRNA synthetase associated domain-containing protein 1
Exons: 4
Coding region: 100-609 (169 amino acids)
Molecular function (GO): aminoacyl-tRNA deacylase activity
Source: RefSeq, a predicted model, not a curated record
GUGAAGAAGAAGAGUUCUACGUACAGCUGUUUCUGUCCAUUGACAUCCAGUUCACUUCUGUCUUCUCUUCAUUGAUUUUUAAAAACACAUUUAUUGAAGAUGUCAGAAGAUCUGCGGUCCGAGCUGGAGAAAUACCUGCAGACGUUAAACAUCCAGACGACCUGCGUGGAGCACCCGCCGGUGUUCACGGUGGAGGAGAUGAUGCCUCACCUGCAGGAGGUGAGCGGGGCCGUCACUAAGAACCUCUUCCUGAAGGACAAGAAGAAGAAAGGCCUGUGGCUGGUGUCGGCUCGCCACGACCGCCAGGUGAACCUCAAUGACCUCGCCAAGAAGCUGGGCGUCGGCAGCGGCAACCUGCGCUUCGCGGACGAGGCAGCCAUGUUGGAGAAACUCAAGGUGGGUCAGGGCUGUGCGACGGCUCUGGCUCUGCUCUUCGAUAAGGACCAGAGUGUGAGGUUCGUCCUGGACCGGGACCUGGUGGAGGGAGGCCACGAGCUGGUCUAUUUCCACCCCAUGACCAACGCUGCCACCGUGGGGCUCCGACCGGACGACCUGCUGCGCUUCCUCAAAGAGACGGGACACGAACCCGUCCUAGAGAGCUUCGAGUAGGACGGGACGGGAACCUGGACCUGAACCGUGGUUAAGAACUGGACCCCGGUCAACCGGCCGAGGCAGAUGGCCGCCCACCCAGAGCCUGGUUCUGCCCCGAGGUUUCCAUCCGUUAAAGGGGAGUGCCAGUGCAUGCUCAUGGGGGAUCUUAGAGUACAGUCUAGACCUGCUCUAUGUGAAAAGCAUCUCGAGAUAACUUCUGUUAUGAUUUGACGCUAUAUAAAAAUAAACUGAAUUGAAUUGUUAUUGACCCGAGCAGCCUGCAGGGAUUAAACUGGGACAUGAAAAUAACCCGCAGAGUCGAAUAUGAAUUUAUUCUGCUUCAAAGAUUAAAAAAAACAAACAAUUACAAUACAAUAUCAA